AUGAAGCGAAAAAGAUCCCCUGUUCAGACUAAGCUUAACUUCCAAAUACCAAACAAAUGCAAGACAUGCCCAGAAUGCAAAAAAGAAAUUGAUAAUAAACUUUUCGAAUUUCACGCAGGAUCUUCUGAUUGUAAAGAGAAUCUUACCCAAGAGCUAAAACCAAAUAUCGCGCCAUCUCCAAUAUCUACUACCCGCUUUACACAAAAAUCAUUCACUUCUCCUAAUCCUUCUUCUUUAAAUGCUUAUGAUAUUCUUAUGAGUACUCCUCAAGCCAAUCUAAGCCAAAGUUUCAAUUUAUCUUACCUUGGCGAAUCCUCAGGACGGCAAAAAUGGGCUUGCUUAAUAGAAAAUAAGCCAUCAGGGACCUUUAUUUCAAGGAAAUAUUUUUUAAAAGAAUCCUCCCAUGACCCUUGCCAAAUUAUUUUAACUGCUUCUACUUCCCAUCAAGCUAAAUCCCCUUUAUCAUUUUAUGAUUUUUUUAGAUUACAAGCAUUUUCUCCCAGCAUAAUAAAAUCAUGCUUACAAAAAAGUAUUAGACAAGGCAUCAGAAAUAAAGCAAUAAAAUUAGCCUUUCAAAUGGCAGUAAAUUGCGGGUAAAAAAUAAGUAGAAUAAGAGAAUUGUGUAGAAGAUUAUGCAUAAUUGUGCUAGAAGACAGCUUACUGCACCCAGAUUACCCACUAUUAGUAUGAUGCAUGGUAGCUGGAGAAGAAUAUCAAUUUUCUCAAGAAAUUCUGGAAAGCAUAAUUCAGAUUGUAGCUGAUAUUUCAACUGUAAGCUAUAGAGAUUAUAUAUAUGUGGAAAAAAGGAAUAAUUUGUUUACUCAGUGAAACAGCUCUAAUGAUAUUGUUAAAGCAAUUUUGAUAAGAACUUAUUAUAAAGGUAUGAAAGGAGAUAUGGAAAUGCUGUCUGUAAUAUAUAUUUAGAGAUAUGCAAUGCAGUGGAUGGAGAGAUUCAAUGCUAACAAUGAGUGGAUUGAAAUUAUAAGAAAAAUAUAUUAUGAACUGCCAAUUUGGACAGAAAUAGAAAUUAAUGGAGGAUUAAAGAUAGAAGAUAUCCCAUUACAAGGCAUCGACUUCCAUUGCUCAAACAUGGUAUUUUAGAUGCAGCUUGAUAUAUUACUUGAAGAUCAAAUAUUUAUAGCACAGCUUGAGGAAGCUUUAAAUAAGCCAAGAAGUCAACUGAAAGACUAUUUGCAUGAAGCAAUUUGGACUCAAAGAAGUGGCGUUAAUUAUAGGAAAUAUUUUAAUGAAUACUCAUCAGAAUUAGCUACAAGCUUACCAGCUCCAGAUCAAGAUCAACCAGAGCCUGAUGAAGUGUUUAAUAGUCUUGUUUUACCAAAAAUAAACGAAUUUUCGUCAGGAGAAAUUUCAAAAAGAUUUAGAAAAUCUCUAAAAUUAUUGAAUCAGGCUUAA
This is a messenger RNA of Blepharisma stoltei, 1413 nucleotides long. Lineage: Eukaryota; Ciliophora; Heterotrichea; Heterotrichida; Blepharismidae. The record is from the annotation of a GenBank genome assembly.